Molecule: messenger RNA, 1707 nt
Organism: Mugil cephalus (flathead mullet)
Lineage: Eukaryota; Metazoa; Chordata; Actinopteri; Mugiliformes; Mugilidae
Gene: rdh5
Product: retinol dehydrogenase 5 (11-cis/9-cis)
Exons: 6
Coding region: 346-1344 (332 amino acids)
Molecular function (GO): oxidoreductase activity
Source: RefSeq, a predicted model, not a curated record
CAUCGCCUGAAACAACUAGAUGUAAUUUGAAAGGAGAAAGUUAUUUGAAACCCCAUUUCACAGGUAAAAAAAAAUUACUUUCCUUCCCAUAACUUUUUUAUUUCUUGAAUACAUAAACCGAGUGGUUACGGAUUUGGGAUUACCAAUAGCGGACUUGUCUUAAGGGAUAAACCAAUAAACCACAGGGAUAAAGCUUCCCGCUGACCAGCCUCCCCGAGCUGCGGCAGAAGAAUAACCAGAAAGAGAAAGGGAAGAGGACGGAUAACUCGUGGAGGUCCAUCACUUCUGAAAGAGAGUAAAAGUCCUCCAGGUGACCGAUAACCCAGUCCUAGUCCUGUAGUCAACAUGGAUAUACAGGCUGUCUACGACCUGUUAGGUGAAAAUGCUUGGAUGUACAUCCCUCCUACCUUUGUGGUGUUGUGGGUUGUCGUGUGGCUGUACAGAGACAGUCUGGAGAUCGAGGGCAUCACAGAGAAGUACGUGUUUGUGACCGGCUGUGACAGCGGGUUUGGAAACCUGCUGUGUAAGAAGCUCGACCGCAAAGGCUUCCGGGUGCUGGCUGGCUGUCUCACAGAGAAGGGGGCAGACGAUCUGAAAAGAGUGGCGGGGCCUAAGCUGAGGACCAUCCUGCUUGACGUGACCAGUCAGGACAGCAUCCAAAAGGCCAUGGAGUGGACCAAGAAGGAGGUCGGCGACAAGGGACUUUGGGGUAUCGUCAACAAUGCUGGGCGCUCAUUACCCAUGGGUCCUUCAGAGUGGAUGAAAGUGGAGGACUUCCACAGUACCCUGAGAGUGAACAUGAACGGAGUGAUCGGCAUGACGAUGACCUUCCUGCCGCUCAUCAAAAAGGCCCGGGGCCGUAUUGUAAAUGUAGCAUCGGUGUUGGGUAGGGUGGCUGCUAACGGUGGAGGAUACUGCAUCUCCAAGUUCGCAGUGGAGUCUUUCUCCGACUGCCUCAGGAGAGACAUCCACUACUUUGGGAUCAACGUGUGCAUCAUUGAACCGGGGUUCUUCAAGACCGCGGUGACGAGCCUCGACCCCAUCGAGAGGGAGCUGCAUCGCCUGUGGAACCAGCUCAGCCCUGAAGUCCAGGCCAGCUACGGAGACAAGUACCUCGAUAAGUACAUUAAGGUCCAGCGCUUGAUCAUGAAUGCUGUGUGCGACUCUGACCUCUCCAAGGUGACAAACUGCAUGGAGCACGCUCUGACUGCCGCCCACCCGCGCACCCGCUACAGCGCUGGCUGGGACGCCAAGCUUGUCUGGAUCCCCCUCUCUUACAUGCCUUCCUGCAUAGUCGAUAUUGGACUGAAGCUGGUGCUGCCACGUCCUUCAAAGAGCGUGUAACGUGUGAUGACUUGUCUUCAAAGCCUUUUUCAUAUGAUUUUGAUGCAGAGCAGGGGCUGACUAUGAAAACCCUUUUUCCUUUUGAAAUACCCUUAUUCCUUAUCAACUUUGGCCUUGCAAUGAUUUGACGUUGCUCUUAUUAUAUUUAUACGUGCAUACUCUGCCACGGAAAAACAUUAUUUCCCUUUUAACCGCCUGCGUGACACUUCUAGAUGAUAUGAAGAAAACUUCCUAGUAAAAUCUACUGUACACUACGUAUUAUUUUGUUCGUUAACACUAUGGUGUGCCUUUCAACACUGUUAUUUAUGUCGCUUGGUAUGGAUGUUAACCAUCAAAGGCUACAUUAAAAGACUGUACUAUCAA